AUGGCGGCCAACGACUAUUAUCGCGAAUCCUACAUGGCGCAGUCUUCUCAACCUCAAAGGCCUCAACCACAAUACAAGAGACCAUUGUCCCAUAUUGCACAAGUCUACAAUCCUGGACAGAGUACUUAUACUCUCGAUCAGUUCGGUCGUGCUGAAGCAUAUAAUACCCCACCGGCGAAAACCAACUACUACUACGAACAUAAUACCCCAUCUCCAUCGCGGCAAUCACAAUACUCCGACGCUAUACCUCUGAAGCAGAACGCAAGAAUUAGUACCAUCCCGCAAGAUUGGCAAAGUCAGCCUACUCAAUAUCCUCCGUCCCCCGAAUCCGUUUCCCAACCUCAGUUACUGCCACAGUCAAGCAAGAAGAAGAAGAAUGGAUGGUUUUCGGGAAAGAUCCCAUGGGUGGUGUACGUCGUGAGCUUGGUACAGAUCACGGUCUUCAUCGUGGAGAUCAUCAAAAACUCCAUCAUAACAGGAUCUCCCAUCAUGAUCCAUCCUCAAUUCAAUCCCAUGAUCGGCCCCUCGACAUAUGUACAGAUUAACAUGGGCGCACGGUUUGUGCCGUGCAUGCGCGUCACUCCGGGAGUUCAAGACAGCGGAGAGCCUGUGAAUUGGCCAUGUCCAAAUACCACCACCUCAGAUGCGAAUGCUGCAAGCAAUCACUGUGAUCUCAAGGAGUUAUGCGGUUUUUCGGGACUCAACAAUGACCACCCGAAUCAAUGGUUUCGGUUCAUUGUGCCCAUGUUCCUCCAUGCUGGCCUUAUACAUAUUGCGUUCAACCUUCUUUUGCAACUCACCAUGGGACGGGAAAUGGAGAAUGCUAUCGGUAGCAUCCGGUUUGCCCUGGUCUACUUCAGUUCGGGCAUCUUUGGAUUUGUUUUGGGCGGUAACUUCGCGGCCUCGGCAAUUGCAUCGACUGGUGCAUCGGGUUGUUUGUUUGGCAUUCUGGCACUGACCCUCUUGGAUUUGAUGUAUGGCUGGAACGAGCGACGCCACCCGGUCAAGGAUUUGAUGUGGAUUCUGGUGGACGUUGUCAUUUCUUUCGUCCUCGGCCUAUUGCCGGGACUGGACAACUUUUCUCACAUUGGUGGGUUUCUCAUGGGUCUUGCGACGGGCAUAUGUCUCCUGCAUUCACCCAAUAUUCUUCGUCAACGCACCGGCGAAGCCGUGGCACCUUACCGAAAUGUCGGGUCUGAACCCGAUAUCACCAACCCCAAAGAUCCCAUGUUGGCCACGACUCAUGUGACAACAACUCCCGCAAACGUGGCCGCGUUCGCCAAACACCCGCUUGGGUUUUUCAAGGGUCGCAAAGCGCUUUGGUGGGCGUGGUGGCUGUUCCGGGCGGGGGCAUUGAUCGGAGUUCUGGUGGCGUUUGUGGUCUUGUUGAACAACUUCUACGAGUACCACGACACGUGUUCGUGGUGCAAAUACCUCAGUUGUCUGCCGAUCAACAACUGGUGCGAUAUUGGCAACCUGCAGCUGAGUAAUUCCACCAGCAACAGCUCGAGCAGCAAGCGGGAUUUGUUGGGUAUUGGAGCUGCAUUGAUGGACGAUUUGUUUGCUAUGGAACGGCUUAGAUGA
This is a messenger RNA of Capronia coronata CBS 617.96, 1584 nucleotides long. RefSeq lists its product as uncharacterized. Gene Ontology annotation, cellular component: membrane. Lineage: Eukaryota; Fungi; Ascomycota; Eurotiomycetes; Chaetothyriales; Herpotrichiellaceae. Gene Ontology annotation, molecular function: serine-type endopeptidase activity. Gene Ontology annotation, biological process: proteolysis. The record is from RefSeq and is a predicted model, not a curated record. The transcript is spliced from 2 exons. Bases 1 to 1584 code for a protein of 527 amino acids.